GGAGUCGAGCGGAGACGCGGCACAAGGCGGGGGUUAGCUACCAGCUACCGGCAUGGCCAGGGACUACGAUUACCUCUUCAAGCUGCUCAUCAUCGGUGACAGCGGAGUGGGGAAGAGCAGUCUCCUCUUGCGAUUUGCAGACAACACAUUUUCAGGUAGCUACAUCACCACAAUAGGCGUGGACUUUAAGAUCCGGACAGUUGAGAUCAACGGGGAGAAGGUGAAGCUACAGAUCUGGGACACAGCAGGGCAGGAACGCUUUCGCACCAUCACUUCCACGUAUUACAGGGGAACGCACGGGGUCAUCGUGGUUUACGACGUCACGAGUGCAGAGUCUUUUGUCAAUGUUAAACGAUGGUUACAUGAAAUCAACCAAAACUGUGACGACGUGUGCCGAAUAUUAGUGGGAAACAAGAAUGACGACCCCAACUCUAAGGUGGUUGAGACGACUGACGCGCAGAAGUUUGCAGAGCAGAUGGGAAUCAGCCUGUUUGAGACGAGUGCCAAGGAGAAUAUCAACGUUGAAGAGAUGUUCAACUGCAUCACAGAGCUCGUGUUGAAAGCCAAGAAGGAGGUGCUCGCCAAGCAGCAGCAGCAGCAACAGAACGACGUGGUCAAACUUACCCGGAACAGUAAACGAAAGAAAAAGUGCUGCUAGCAAACUCCUGCCCACACGGCCCGGAGGCGUCUUCACACGCGCAUACACACCGCACGGUGGGACUCAGAGCAUUUAAGUUAAAGAGCAGAUAAAGAUUUAAUAAGUAUACCGUGAAAGAUAAAAAAAAAAUAAGAUAAAUGGAAAAUUGUCCCCUUUGGACAAACUAAUCAUGAAGACUUUGAACAGAUGUACAGAUUUUUAUUAGAUGUCAGAUCAAGUUUUAUUUGGAGUUGAGCAAAUGAGCCCGGCUAACCUGGGGUCGUCCUUGGUCGAAGGAUCUGCGAGCAGACAACUGAUCGCCACGACGCUCACAUUUCUAUCGGCAUCGUCCCCAGUCUUCUUCCAUCAGUGUCUCAUCUCCCGUUUACUGCGCACGAGACGCUCCGAGUCGGCUGCACCUGAGGGGGACCACCACUCAGCCUCCCUGGAUUAGUUGAAGUGUUUUUGUUUUUUGUCGUUGGACCGUGGCUGAUAGAUGGAAGGUGUUGCACCUCUCUGCAGUUCAAACAUUUCCAGCUCCUGCAUUCGCUCGGCUCAGGCCAACACAUCAUGAACCGCUAGUUCUUAUUUAGACUUGUUGGGGAAGAAAGUCACACAGUGAUUCAUAGAAAACCUUUAGCAACAAAUCCAAUGGACACAACUUGUGAUUUUUGUGUAUUUUUUUCUGUAUUUUGCCAAGCUUCCCACCCACCCCCUCCCUCCUAACACCCCGUAGUGGUGAGCCAGUAAUAGUUGGUUUGUUCUCAGUGUGGCGGAGCAGUCGAACCACUCCUGAAGCUCGGACUGCACUCUUCAUCUCCGUCUUGGUAUUCUUUGCUUUGAAACCUUUUUCUUCCACAAACUGAUACUGCCAAUAUUAAAUCUCUAUACGAGCCUCUCACUGGACUGUUGCCAUAGUGGCCAGUGGCUGGCCAAUACGCAGGGUGAAUCAGUGUCUGAUGAGACCCUACUGAGACCUCAGGAAGUGCUCCCUCACCCCGCAGUCUUCUCUUCCCUCAGCACCUCUCACAGCGAUGGACUCACCCUCUGCAAGCAAAGAGCUCAAACUCUAGAAACUUGCGUCUGACGUCAUCGUUGUGACCUCCAGGCCAGAGGAGACGGCUUUAGCUUCAGCAUGUAACUUUGUUUGACUUGGUGUGUUUCAGGUCAGAACUGUCAUCUUGCAGAAUUAUCCCUAAUAACAGCUGACUAAUGUUUUAAGUCUUGCGUCAUGUAUUUGUCAUGUUUCUAUCACCCCCCCCCCACCCCAAACUGAAGUGUUAAUAGUGUUUUUGAUGUCCACAGUGAGGCUGUGGGACUGUUAAUGUGAGAACAAAUGGGAACGAACUGCAGCACUGGAUCCCCGUGAGUUCGGACCUGAGCUGCUGUCGCCUUGGCGCGGGGUUAGUCCGGGAGGCCGAAGCAGCACACUGUGUCUAUAACUGACCCCUUUAUUUUGAUUUGGGAGAGUCGUACGUGGAGACGGAUGGAGGAAACCGUUUUAUCCUCUGGGCAGGCUUUGGCUGAUGGUUUGGGAUCCUGAUGCAUGUCGAGAGGCCUAGAAAUCAAAUGAAAUCUCACAUUUAUUUUCAUUAUAUAUAUAUAUAUAAAUAUAUAGAUGUGUGUGUUUAUAUUCAGUAUGAAAACAUACACACAUAAUGACACACCGAACUGCGUGUUACACAUGCCUGGUGUGCUAUGGUUUAAACACACUCGUCAGCUGUGGUUUGCUGUACACUGGAGAAGAAAACAAACAAAUGUGCUAUUUAGUUUUCCCUACAUGAAUUUAAUCCGUAAUAAACAUUUUAAAGGAAUAAACAUUUGACAUGAUGGCUGAUCUUGCUUGUCUGUAGGUAAGACUUGGUCCCAAGUUCAUUUCACGCCUGUGUCUUGUAUUAUUUUUGGCUUUUCUGUGAAUAAAAUUGUAUGGAAGGAAGAGUGAACUAAUCUUUGGGAAACCUGGCUACAGACGUAGGAAAAUAAAAUCCUUAAGCACAUUUACUGCUUUGAUAAUAGUUUAAUCUGUGAUUCAACACUGGACACGUUCUACACAAAUAUAUGGAAAAGUUAGUAUAUUAAAGAUCUACGUCAUGUUUAUAAAUGGGGAGAACCAGUCUGUUUUUACCCAUCGUUUCUAAAUCUUAACAGGGUUUGUUCUGUCUCCUUGCUGUUCUAAGUCUGAUUAAAGUCAGAAGUGCCAAAC
This is a messenger RNA of Nematolebias whitei (Rio pearlfish), 2840 nucleotides long. It is a transcript of the gene rab35b, whose product is annotated as RAB35, member RAS oncogene family b. The transcript is spliced from 6 exons. Lineage: Eukaryota; Metazoa; Chordata; Actinopteri; Cyprinodontiformes; Rivulidae. Gene Ontology annotation, cellular component: endosome membrane; plasma membrane. The record is from RefSeq and is a predicted model, not a curated record. Bases 53 to 658 code for a protein of 201 amino acids. Gene Ontology annotation, molecular function: GTP binding; GTPase activity. Gene Ontology annotation, biological process: endocytic recycling.